GUGCCCGAGUCGGGGCGGCGAGAGGCAGUGUGUGGGAGUGGCGGGGCGGAGGGGAGUGAACCCGCAGCGAUGAUCCAGGCGAUUCUGGUUUUCAACAACCACGGGAAGCCGCGGCUGGUCCGCUUCUACCAGCGUUUCCCAGAAGAAAUCCAACAGCAGAUUGUCCGAGAGACUUUCCAUCUGGUGCUCAAGCGGGAUGACAACAUCUGUAACUUUUUGGAGGGUGGAAGUCUGAUUGGUGGUUCUGACUACAAACUGAUUUACCGGCACUAUGCGACCCUCUACUUUGUGUUUUGCGUGGAUUCGUCAGAGAGUGAGCUGGGGAUCUUGGACCUCAUCCAGGUUUUUGUAGAGACCCUGGAUAAGUGUUUUGAAAAUGUCUGUGAAUUGGAUUUGAUCUUCCACAUGGAUAAGGACCGUGUGGACCGUGCAGGGUGUGUCACGCAGCUGUCACCGCGGUCCUGCUCCUACAAGGCAGCUGGAACACUGAGAAGGGGCUUUGCCAGAAUGUACACAGGCUCUGUGUGCUCUCAUCGCCUGUGCCCUCAGCCACCCCUCUGCCACUGCUGGAAGGAGAGACGAGCUGCAGGGUGCCUGACGUGGGAGGACCCUGUGGUCUCACCGGUGCACUACAUCCUGCAGGAGGUGGUCAUGGGGGGCAUGGUGCUGGAGACAAACAUGAACGAGAUCGUCGCUCAGAUUGAAGCCCAGAACCGGCUGGAGAAAUCCGAGGGAGGCCUCUCAGCAGCGCCAGCACGGGCCGUGUCUGCCGUGAAGAACAUCAACCUGCCCGAGAUCCCGCGCAACAUCAACCUCGGCGACCUCAACAUCAAAGUCCCCAACCUGUCCCAGUUUGUCUGAGGGUGAAGGAGUGGGUGACCUGGAGUCCUUGAAACGGGCCAAGCCCAACAAGUCCAGAAACAGAACUCGUUCAAGCCUUAGGAGUGUCAGAUCACAGGCCCUCGAGCCUGCCUGGGUGGUGUACAGCACAAAAGGGAUUCCCACAGAGUCGGCUGCACUGCUCUACCCUCGGCUGCAGCGUGCCCAUCUAGGACAUGGGGCUUCUGUAGAUGGCAGGGGCCCUGCCCUCCAGGUGGGGUUAGGCACACACUACUUGCACCUUUACCGCCCCCAUACAGCUGCUCCAUAGCCUGGGGACUACAUUGAGCAGGUCAUCUGCUUCCCUAAACCUCACCGUGGGACCAAGCACGGUCCCUUCCUAGAGACUUCAGUCUUAGCACACAGGCUCACAGGGCAGGGGGUGAGGUGCCACAGAGAAGGAGAAGGGCUGGCCCGUCCCAUCUGGGGGUAUAUGAGUGGCAGGUAAGGGCCGCCCCCUUGCUAGCUUGGCAUAUGUAUUGCACCUGAGCCUUUCUGCAGUGCUGGGCUCUUUGGUUGACACGUCCUACAGGACAUUUGGCCCCACUUCACUGUCCUGCUUCUGUUGUCACAGGUAUUGAGGUGCAGGACACAGUGCAGACUGGAAGCCUGGAGUAUGCCCACCACCCCUGUGUGGGUGGGGAGAGCACCCCUCUAGAUGCGCCAAGAGGUCCCUGGUGACGAGCAGAGACCCCGAGUCUGCAGAAGGCCCAGCGACAACCUGUGGAACAUCCCAAACUGUGGCUCUUUGCAAGUUUAAAAUAUACUCUCCUCGCGAGAGCA
Molecule: messenger RNA, 1662 nt
Organism: Ochotona curzoniae (black-lipped pika)
Lineage: Eukaryota; Metazoa; Chordata; Mammalia; Lagomorpha; Ochotonidae
Gene: AP3S2
Product: adaptor related protein complex 3 subunit sigma 2
Exons: 7
Coding region: 70-861 (263 amino acids)
Biological process (GO): Golgi to vacuole transport; intracellular protein transport
Cellular component (GO): AP-3 adaptor complex; intracellular membrane-bounded organelle; membrane coat
Source: RefSeq, a predicted model, not a curated record